AUGGGUAUGGAUCUCAAUGGUGAUGGCUAUAUCGGAGGACAAGGAUUUAUGAGUAAACUGGAAAGAGCAACGCAUAUUGAUUUCAAUCGUGACAACAUUAUUGGUCGUCGUCCGGAUGUCUAUUAUGGUUACCCUUCUUUUUAUGGUAGUGGUUAUGGCGGUUAUCCUCCGAUGGGUUACGGUUAUGGUGUGCCUUAUGGAUACUAA
Messenger RNA from Rotaria sp. Silwood1, 207 nucleotides. Lineage: Eukaryota; Metazoa; Rotifera; Eurotatoria; Philodinida; Philodinidae. The record is from the annotation of a GenBank genome assembly.